GCAUGCAUAUAUAGGAAUAGGAAUAGGAAUGGAUAACAAUUAGCCACGUUGUAAACAACCGGGGACUGCCACGUGGCACUCUUUGAACUGCUCAACGUGUCUUUCUUUCCCAGCCUCUGCAAAACCCAAUCAACGUCGAAAGCAAGCGCGCGUAUGGCCAUUCUCCGCUGCACAUUGACACCAACACUUCCAUUUCUUUCUCUGAAAACCACCGUCACCGCCGCACCCAACUCCACGUUAACAUUCCUAUUACAAACACGAACUCGCUUCCCCGCAGCCAUGACCUCCAGUUCCGAACCCGUGACUCUUCACCAGGUGCCAGAGCAAGAUGCCAACAAUAACAUCAUCGACCAAACAUUUCGAAAGUACACCUCCAACAACGCCAAGAGGAGUGGCAAAGGAACCGCCAUUGUUUGGUUCAGGAACGAUCUCAGAGUGUUGGAUAAUGAAACUCUUUAUAAAGCAUGGGUUUCCUCUGAAACUUUGUUACCUGUUUACUGUGUUGAUCCUCGACUCUUCGCCACCACUUAUCACUUCGGAUUUCAGAAAACUGGGGCAUUGAGAGCCCAAUUUCUCAUCGAAUGCUUGGCUGACUUGAGGGACAAUUUGAUGAAACGGGGAGUUAAUUUGCUAAUUCGACACGGAAAGCCUGAAGAUGUUCUUCCUUCUCUUGCAAAAGCUUUUGGAGCUCAUACAGUCUAUGCGCAGAAAGAAACUUGUAGUGAGGAGCUAAACGUUGAAAGUUCAGUGAUCAAGGGACUUCAACAAGUGGUGAUACCACCUGAGCAAUCCGCGGGUCUUAUAAAUUCAAGCAAUCACCCCAAGUUGCAAUUUAUUUGGGGCACCACCAUGUACCACCUUGAUGAUCUCCCUUUUGAUGCCGCUUGUUUGCCGGAUGUUUAUACUCAAUUUCGUAAGACUGUUGAAGCCAAAUGUACCGUACGCUCAUGCAUUAAACUUCCAGCAUCUCUUGGACCUCCUCCCCUAAUUGAGGAUUGGGGAAGUCUUCCUUCGCUGGAGCAGCUGGGACUUUGCUCACAGAAUGUUAGCAAAGGGAUGAAGUUUGUGGGGGGUGAAACUGCGGCAUUAAGCAGAGUAUAUGAAUACUUUUGGAAAAAGGAUUUGCUAAAGGUAUAUAAAGAGACCCGAAAUGGGAUGUUAGGGCCUGAUUAUUCUACUAAAUUCUCCCCCUGGCUUGCCUCAGGAAGUUUGUCUCCUCGCUUCAUUCAUGAAGAGGUGAAGAGAUAUGAGAAUGAAAGACUAGCCAAUAGUUCUACCUACUGGGUUUUGUUUGAGUUGAUAUGGAGGGAUUACUUUCGGUUUAUAUCGGUGAAAUAUGGAAAUUCACUUUUCCAUUUAGGUGGCCCUAGGAAAGUUCAGAAUAGAUGGAGCCAAGACAGGAAAUUGUUUGAAUCCUGGAGAGAUGGUUGUACAGGGUAUCCUCUGAUAGAUGCCAACAUGAAAGAACUAUCAACUACAGGGUUUAUGUCAAACCGAGGACGGCAGAUUGUAUGUUCCUUUCUAGUCCGUGACAUGGGCAUAGAUUGGCGCAUGGGAGCUGAAUGGUUUGAGACAUGUCUUCUGGAUUAUGAUCCAUGCUCUAAUUAUGGAAACUGGACUUAUGGAUCAGGAGUUGGAAAUGAUCCAAGAGAAGACCGUUAUUUCAGCAUCCCAAAACAAGCACAAACAUAUGACCCUGAAGGUGAAUAUGUUGCAUACUGGUUGCCACAGUUACGAACUAUCCCAAAAGAUAAAAGGAACUUUCCUGGAAAUUUAUACAUUCGUCAAAUUGUGCCUCUCAAAUUUGGAACAGCUAGUCCUAGUAGACACCAUAAGGAGGACAAGUCACAUGGUGCAAGAAGAUCCAAUGAUAGAGGAGGUGAAAGAAGAUGGAACAUGAGGUGAAUUGAGAAGGAAAGGAGAAAUAUGACACUCUUGUCAAUUGUCAUUAUGUGUUCCACUGCUUGUCUGCUUUAUACCUUCCUCAAUUGAAAUCAUUAUCCUAUAAUAGCAUAGGCUUUGCCUCUCGAUUGUAAAAAAUAGUUUGGCCUUUGUUGAAAUUAUGCUGAGAGUAGAGACGCUCAUUAACCCUCAUUUAUUAGUUAAAAUUCAUCAGGAUCAUACAAAUUUGAGAGUGAGAUUCACUUAAUUUAGUGGAUUUUAUAUGGAUUUUAACAAAUAAAUGAGAUUGUUGAAUAGUGAGUGUCAAAUUGAGUGUUUGAUGACA
This is a messenger RNA of Lotus japonicus, 2227 nucleotides long. RefSeq names its product cryptochrome DASH, chloroplastic/mitochondrial. Gene Ontology annotation, biological process: photoreactive repair. The transcript is spliced from 13 exons. Gene Ontology annotation, molecular function: FAD binding; DNA binding; DNA photolyase activity. The record is from RefSeq and is a predicted model, not a curated record. The coding region runs from base 154 to 1905 and encodes 583 amino acids. NCBI's taxonomy places the organism in Eukaryota, Viridiplantae, Streptophyta, Magnoliopsida, Fabales, Fabaceae.